UGAAGACCGGUGCAAGGCCAAUGAACACGUUGCAUAGUGUGGUUGGGCGGGAACACAAGUUGUGAGUAUAUGUGUAACAGCAACGGAGUGGGAUAAGCCAAGUUAUCACUCCCCGUGUGAAGAUGACGAAGUUAGGCUUCCUGCGGCUGUCCUAUGAAAAACAGGACACGUUGCUGAAGCUGCUCAUCCUGUCUAUGGCUGCAAUCCUCUCCUUUUCCACCAGGCUUUUCUCUGUGUUAAGGUUCGAGAGUGUCAUCCAUGAGUUUGAUCCAUACUUUAACUACAGAACAACCCGCUUCUUGGUAGAAGAGGGGUUCUACAACUUUCAUAACUGGUUUGAUGACCGGGCAUGGUACCCUCUGGGGAGAAUCAUCGGUGGCACUAUUUACCCAGGCCUGAUGAUCACCUCUGCUGCUCUGUACCACGUCCUGAACUUCUUCCACAUCACCAUCGACAUCCGUAACGUCUGUGUCUUUCUGGCUCCCCUCUUCUCCUCCUUCACUGCAAUCGUCACCUACCACUUCACCAAGGAGCUCAAGGAUGCAGGUGCUGGGCUCUUGGCUGCUGCCAUGAUAGCAGUGGUACCUGGCUACAUUUCCCGUUCUGUCGCAGGCUCCUAUGACAAUGAAGGUAUUGCCAUCUUUUGCAUGCUGCUGACGUACUACAUGUGGAUCAAGGCAGUCAAUACAGGCUCCAUAUACUGGUCCGCCAUGUGUGCCCUGGCCUACUUCUACAUGGUGUCCUCCUGGGGUGGCUAUGUGUUCCUGAUCAACCUCAUCCCCCUCCACGUGCUGGUCCUCAUGCUCACCGGCCGCUUCUCCCACCGUAUCUACGUGGCCUACUGCACCGUCUACUGCCUGGGAACCAUCCUCUCCAUGCAGAUCUCUUUCGUCGGCUUCCAACCAGUGCAGUCGUCUGAGCACAUGGCAGCAUUCGGGGUGUUUGGCCUAUGUCAGAUUCAUGCCUUUGUGGACUACCUGCGCAGCAAGCUAAACGCCCAGCAGUUUGAGGUCCUCUUCAAGAGUGUCAUCUCCCUGGUGGGCUUCGUACUGCUCUCUGUGGGCACUGUGCUCAUGCUAACCGGGAAGAUCUCCCCCUGGACGGGUCGUUUCUACUCACUGCUGGACCCAUCUUACGCCAAGAACAACAUCCCCAUCAUCGCCUCUGUGUCUGAGCACCAGCCCACCACCUGGUCCUCCUACUACUUUGACCUGCAGCUGCUCGUCUUCAUGUUCCCAGUGGGUCUGUAUUACUGCUUCAAUAACCUGUCUGAUGCAAGGAUCUUCAUCAUCAUGUAUGGCGUCACCAGCAUGUACUUCUCAGCUGUCAUGGUGCGUCUGAUGCUGGUCCUGGCCCCAGUCAUGUGCAUCCUGUCAGGCAUUGGUGUGUCCCAGGUCCUCACAACUUACAUGAAGAACCUGGAUAUCAGCCGGCCAGACAAGAAGAACAAGAAGCAGCAGGACGCCACCUACCCCUUCAAGAACGAGGUGGCCAGUGGGAUGAUUCUGGUCAUGACCUUCUUCCUCAUCACUUACACCUUUCACUCCACCUGGGUGACCAGCGAGGCCUACUCCUCUCCCUCUAUUGUCCUGUCAGCCCGUGGUGGAGACGGCAGCCGCAUCAUCUUUGACGACUUCAGAGAGGCCUACUACUGGCUACGCCACAACACCCCAGUAGAUGCUAAAGUGAUGUCAUGGUGGGAUUAUGGCUAUCAGAUAACGGCCAUGGCCAAUCGAACAAUUCUAGUGGACAACAACACGUGGAACAACACACACAUCUCCAGAGUGGGCCAGGCUAUGGCGUCCACCGAGGAAAAGGCCUAUGAGAUCAUGCGGGAGCUGGAUGUCAGCUACGUCCUGGUGAUCUUUGGUGGACUAACGGGGUACUCCUCAGACGACAUUAACAAGUUCCUGUGGAUGGUGCGUAUAGGUGGUAGCACAGACACAGGGAAGCACAUCAAGGAGCAUGACUAUUACACCCCCACUGGAGAGUUCCGUGUGGACCGAGAGGGCUCCCCCGUCCUGCUCAACUGCCUCAUGUACAAGAUGUGCUACUACCGCUUCGGGCAGGUCUACACAGAGGCCAAGCGCCCCCCUGGCUAUGACAGAGUACGAAAUGCUGAGAUCGGCAACAAGGACUUUGAGCUGGAUGUGCUGGAGGAGGCCUACACUACAGAGCACUGGCUGGUCAGGAUAUACAAGGUAAACUUUCUUUCUGUGACUACUGUCUUACUCUCCUCUGUAUUUAUUCAGUCCCGCCCGUAGAGUAACAGGCCAUUCCAGGGGGUUAUUUAUAUGAAAUGUCUCUAGUUGUUUUCACCUUAUCGGCUCAGGUAUUCGAGCCAGCGAUGUCUCCGUUACUGGCCCAACACUCUAACUACUAGGCUACCUGCCAUUACAUGUAAACCCCUCAAACGCCACUCUGGACCUCGAAGCCAGUCGCACUGCAUUUGUUUCAUUGUUCCUCCCCUAAUCAGGGACUGAUUUAGACCAGGAACACCAGGUGGGUGUAAUUAAUUAUGAGGUAGAACAGAAAACCAGCAGGCUACGGACCUCUUAGGGUAAGAGUUGAAUACCCCCUGAUGUAGACACUUAUUUUAAAUACAUUAUUAACACUGUCCUGUGUUUACC
Messenger RNA from Oncorhynchus masou masou (cherry salmon), 2630 nucleotides. Its product is annotated as dolichyl-diphosphooligosaccharide--protein glycosyltransferase subunit STT3A-like. NCBI's taxonomy places the organism in Eukaryota, Metazoa, Chordata, Actinopteri, Salmoniformes, Salmonidae. The transcript is spliced from 16 exons. Gene Ontology annotation, cellular component: membrane. The record is from RefSeq and is a predicted model, not a curated record. Gene Ontology annotation, biological process: post-translational protein modification. The coding region runs from base 123 to 2264 and encodes 713 amino acids. Gene Ontology annotation, molecular function: dolichyl-diphosphooligosaccharide-protein glycotransferase activity.